AUGGACACACCGAACAAGUGGGCCCCCGCCCUAGCUGUCAGCGCCGUAAUUACCUACUUACACAUUUGUAGGGACAUUUUGAUCGAAAACUUCGUUCUUCAACGAGAUCAAGCAGCAGUCCACGUUUGGCCAAAAUCUUUAGAGCAGAGACCAAAAAUGGCGGAGCAACUAACAGAGGAGCAGAUCGCGGAGUUCAAGGAAGCUUUUUGCCUCUUUGACAAAGAUGGCGAUGGUUGCAUCACUACCAAAGAGUUGGGGACUGUGAUGAGAUCUUUGGGACAGAAUCCCACUGAGGCUGAAUUGCAGGACAUGAUCAGUGAAGUUGAUGCUGACCAGAAUGGCACAAUCGAUUUCUCCGAGUUUCUGAAUUUGAUGGCGAGGAAGAUGAAGGAUACUGAUUCUGAGGAGGAACUCAAAGAGGCUUUCAAGGUCUUUGAUAAGGACCAGAAUGGCUUUAUUUCUGCUGCUGAGCUUCGACAUGUAAUGGCAAAUCUCGGCGAGAAACUGACAGAUGAAGAAGUGAAUGAAAUGAUUCGUGAAGCGGACGAAGAUGGCGAUGGCCAGGUGAACUAUGAGGAGUUUGUGAGAAUGAUGCUCAACAAGUGAAGUGAAUUCUAGUGUUUGGAUUCUAAAAAGGGUUGGGGCUAUUAAACAUUUGUGGUUGGUAUUGUUGUAGAAUCAGUCAUACCAGUAUCUUUGCUUUUGGACCUUUCUCAACAAGUCGGAAUUCUCGUCUGUUGGAAUUAAUUGAGUCUUUAAUCUCGUUCUCAUUUUCAAAUAAAAGUAUGAGAUUACAAAGAGUAACUCCAUGUGUUAGUGUAACAAGUCAUUCUGAAAAAUCUCUUUUUACAAUAGACAUUUACUUACA
Malus domestica (apple) is the source of this 868-nucleotide messenger RNA. Lineage: Eukaryota; Viridiplantae; Streptophyta; Magnoliopsida; Rosales; Rosaceae. The record is from RefSeq and is a predicted model, not a curated record.